This is a messenger RNA of Melitaea cinxia (Glanville fritillary), 1708 nucleotides long. RefSeq names its product organic cation transporter protein-like. Gene Ontology annotation, biological process: transmembrane transport. NCBI's taxonomy places the organism in Eukaryota, Metazoa, Arthropoda, Insecta, Lepidoptera, Nymphalidae. Gene Ontology annotation, cellular component: membrane. Bases 1 to 1626 code for a protein of 541 amino acids. The record is from RefSeq and is a predicted model, not a curated record. The transcript has a single exon. Gene Ontology annotation, molecular function: transmembrane transporter activity.
AUGACACAAGGUGCAAGUGAAAGUGAUAUUAAAAAGGAAUUUGAGACGGUAUUAAAUAAUGAAUUGGGCCAGUUUGGAAAAUACCAAUUCAUUAAUAUAUUAUUGCUGGCCAUACCAGCUGCGGCUUCCGGAUUCAUGGCCGGUGACUAUGUGUUUACAGCGGGAAGGUUACCUUACAGAUGUGCUGUGCCGUUAUGUGAUCAGCAAGCUCCAGAAUAUUCACCAAACUGGAUAUUGAACGCCAUUCCAGAAACUUCAACGGGCUUUGAAGAUUGUUUUCGCUAUGCUACUUUAUCGAACACAAGCAAAUUUCCAAACGAAAUUUGCCCAGCCGACCUGUUUGAUAGAAAUACGAUUAUUCCUUGUGAAGGAUACGUGUAUGGUAGAACGAACACAGUAGUUUACGAUUUCGGUCUGGAAUGCCAGGAGUGGCUCAGAGCACUGGCCGGGACAUUAAACAGUAUGGGUGCAAUGAUCGCUCUACCUUUAGCUGGGUUCGUUUCAGACUAUUUCGGUCGGCGUAUUUCAAUUGUUUUUUUUGCUUUUAAUGUCGCUUUAGUAGGGUUAGUCAAAGCAUUUUCCAUAAAUUACACAAUGUAUGUAAUUUUGCAAUUUUUACAUACUGCAAUAGGUGGUGGUCUUUACAGUGCAGCUUAUAUAUUGGCAACUGAAUUGGUUGGUUCUAAGUUUCGAGUUGCAACGAGCGCAACAAUGUCGUCUAUGUUCGCUUUUGGCCAAGCAUUGUUAGGUGGGAUCGCAGCAGCCGUACACGAAUGGCGCAAGCUGACAAUGACAUUGUUUACUCCCGUAUUUUCCUUACUUUCGUACUAUUGGAUUGCUACAGAAAGUCACAGAUGGUUACUGAGUAAAAAUAGAAACGAUGAAGCAAAGGCAGUUUUAGAGAAAGCAGCAAGAUUGAACGGAACAAAAAUAUCUGACAACGCAAUGAAUAUUCUCCUUACAUCGAUUCCGAGAUUAAACAACGAGAAAAAAGAUGUUUAUAACAAACCUUUGUUUAUUCGAGUUAUUAACUCACCAGUUAUGUUACGGAGAUGUUGCACUACACCUAUAUACUGGAUAGCAACUACAUUCAUUUACUAUGGCUUAUCAAUAAAUUCCGUCAGUUUAUCAGGAAAUAUGUAUUUGAAUUACGUAUUAACAUCUCUUAUUGAGAUUCCCGGAUAUUUUACAGCUUAUUUAAUUUUAGAUAAAAUCGGCCGCAAGGUGACGCUUUUUUGUGGAUUCAUAUUAUGUUCAUUAUGUUGUUUUGCAUUUUCAUUUAUUCCUAACCAUAUGUAUGUUUUAUCUUUAGUUUUAUAUUUAACUGGAAAAUUCAGCACUGGUGUUAUUUUUACGUCAUUAUAUUUAUUUACUUCAGAACUCUACCCAACUAGACAUCGUCAUUCAUUUCUUGGGUUUUCAUCAAUGUUAGGUCGAAUUGGUUCGGUGGUAUCUCCUUUGACACCACCACUUAUGGUAUAUUGGCCAGGAAUACCAUCAAUCCUUUUUGCAACAAUGGCAGGCAUAGCUGGCAUUUUAGUUUUAACGCAACCUGAGACUCGUGGUUUGAAAAUACCGGAUACCUUUGAAGAAGCAGAACAGAUAGGACGUAAAACUAUUAAAUAAAAUACAAGCGACCCGCACCGGCUUCACACAGGUGCUUCUGAUACUAAAUAUAAAAUAUGAAAUAAAUAUUUGCAAUGUAAGC